Macrobrachium nipponense is the source of this 1098-nucleotide messenger RNA. RefSeq lists its product as uncharacterized. The transcript has 2 exons. The record is from RefSeq and is a predicted model, not a curated record. The coding region runs from base 1 to 1098 and encodes 365 amino acids. Lineage: Eukaryota; Metazoa; Arthropoda; Malacostraca; Decapoda; Palaemonidae.
AUGCCUCGACGCGACCAGCUCAGCAGCUCUGCGGUGGAGUUGUGUAGCUCAGAGUCUGGUGUAGCGUACAAAGGAGAUUCUUUUCAAGCAAGUUUGGCCCAACCCCAUAAGACAGAGGAGAAUCCCUUUCAAGCAAGUUUGGCCCAACCCCACAAGACAGAGGAGAAUCCCUCUCAAGCAAGUUUGGUCCAACCCCACAAGACAGAGGAGAAUCCCUUUCAAGCAAGUUUGGCCCAACCCCACAAGAGAGGACAAGAGAGGAAUCCCUUUUCAAGCAGAGGAGUCCCUUUCAACAAGUUUCCCAACCCCACAAGCAGAGGAGAAUCCCCUUUUCAAGCAGUUGGUCCAACCCCACAAACAGAGGAGAAUCCCUUUCAAGCAAGUUUGGCCCAACCCCACAAGACAGGAGGAGAUCCCUCUCAAGCAAGUUUUGGUCCAACCCCACAAGACAGAGGAAAUCCUUUCAAAGCAAGUUUGGCCCAACCCCACAAGACAGAGGAAAUCCGCUUCAAGCAGUUUGCCCAACCCCCACAAGACAAGAGAGAAUCCCUCUCACGCAAGUUUUGGCCCAAACCCCACAAUAACAGAGGAGAAUCCCUUUCAAGCAAGUUUGGCCCAACCCCACAAGACAGAGGAGAAUCCCUUUCAAGCAAGUUUGGCCCAACCCACACAAGAGGAGGAAGAAUCCCUCUUUCAAGCAAUUUGCCACCCCCCCAAAGACAGAGGAGAAUCCCUCAAGCAAGUUUGGCCCAACCCCACAAGACAGAGGAGAACCCUUUAAGCAAGUGGCAACCCACAAGACAGAGGAGAAAUCCCUUUCAAGCAAGUUUGCCCAACCCCACAAGACAGGGAAUCCCUUUGCAAGCAAGUUUGGCCCAACCCCACAAGACAGAGGAGAAUCCCUUUCAAGCAAGUUUGGCCCAACCCCACAAGACAGAGGAGAAUCCCUUUCAAGCAAGUUUGGCCCAACCCACAAGACAGAGGAGAAUCCUUUCUUUGGCCCACCCCAGCAGUUUGGCACUUUCAAGCUUUGGACAGCUGUCGUCUAUCAUGUUUUCAAAUAUUUUUAGCAGGUAUAAAGAAAUGGUGGACCUUUGA